AUGUUCAAUUACGCCGUCGGGACACCUUGUCCAGCACCGGUCCAUGGCGGACGUGAAGUCGCGUCCCCGUUGGAAGUAAACAAAAACAAAAGCAUUUUCGACCAUGCCUUUGACCAGUUCAACGACAAUACCACCCAAAACAUUGCACACCUGGUCCAGCAGGAAUUCAAAAACGCUCCUCCUCGAAGAACUCAAAACUUGGCAAGAAAACCUAGACGUGCUCCUACCACUAUUUUCGAGGAUGCCAGCAACAGCCAGCGCGAGUCGUACCGACGCGACGAACCCGCUGGAAUGAUGAGAAGCAGCGCAAUUCAUGCCAGACCAGCUCAGAGGAUUCGCAUUCAGACUUCCAAGGAAGAGAAGCCGGCUCCUCUCCCGACAAGCAGUACCAGCGAUAUCGCAAAUUUCAAGCCCACAAUCAGCACAAACAGGCCUACGAACGAAGACAGAAGGCGAACCAUUUGGAUCCCGGAAGACACAACAUUGCUUUCAAUUCAUCCUGGAGCAUAUGACCACACCCUGCGUGAUGAGACGAUUGGCCUCCCUUCGAAAGAUUUGGAUCUCACGCCUAUGAAGAAGGACCCGCAGCCUGCUCGUUUGGGAGCCAGUGCAAUGAGACAGGCUCAGAAGAUGGCAUCUGCUUCAAGACGCGAUGCUCUUCGGCCUCUUGCUCCGUCCCAGCCCAAUAUAUCACAUAGCGUGAUGGGUACUGGUGGCGGCAAGGAGAAUAUGCUCCCAGGUGCUCUGCUUUCUCGAAAUGGCAAGGGUGAGAAAUCUCUGAUCAAACCAACGAGUAAAGCUGCACCUCUAGGAACCAGCAAGUCACAGUCAUCUUUGGGACAGGCGACGCUUGGUUCAGCUAAGACGAGCAGCGUCAAGAAGCGAUCUGCACCCGAGCUGAAGGAUGCUCCAAAGCCAAAAGUUCAGGCUAGGGCUCUUCACGAACGAUCCAAUGUCCGCAACGAAGUCAUGCCUCGAUCUGGGAAUCUGGAUCCGUUCUCCAGGGACUUCAAACACAAGCCGUUUGCACCCUCAAAACAAGUCAACAAGUCUUCAACAAUCAGACCUGUUUCGAGCACCAUCAUGUCGAAGGAUGUUGGUCCACCCUCGAGCACUGUACCAUCGCGGGAGGUCUGUCUACCAAACGUCAAGCGUUCCGUAUUUCUUGCCGCGUCACGUUAUCCUGUGUUGAGCGAUGACUUGGGUCAACCUGAACUGUACGAGGACAACUGGCUUCAGAACCAAGAGGUUGCUUUGACACAACUCGUCAAUGUGGUCUUUCAACAAGCCGAAGAAUCACCUACCGUGCAGUGUGUGGCUGCUAUACGUAGCAAGAUGCUGGAUCUGUACCAUGACGCGUCAGUAGCCACCCUACAUCAGCGUUUGAAAGCCUCUCUGUCGUGCGGUGCACUCAGCAUGCCAAAGGAAGCUCCACACUCCCCCAAACUCAGAGACGAUAUUGGCCUUCGCCGCCAAUUCUUCGACCUCUUUGGCAAUGCUUACAACCCUGCAGUUCUGCAAGCCGCUGCCGAGGUAGUAGUAGGACGCGUCAUAGCUCCUGCUGCCAAUAAUACACAGGCAAAACUCGGUGCGUCUUCCUCAACUGGUGUCAAGGAAUGGAAGCGUUUCUGUUCCACAUUUUUUGUUGAACACGAGGACUCCGCCGAGCUGUUCAACACCCACAAGUCAUCAGAAGAUUCUGCAACACAGCCUGGCACAGCUGAGUGGUUCUGGCAGCGGACUGUCCUACGUGGCCUCAUGCUUAUCCAUCUGCUUGACCAGGUAAAAACUACCGGCAGCCUACCGACAUGCUUGUUCCAAGCAUCUUCGCCUCACAAAUCAUCCAUUAGUGUGCUGCGCGAGUUUGCAAAACUCAUGGUACCCUCUGUUGGAGAUAUCUCCCGUCCUCUCGGACAUCUUGGAUACUCGGUUUGUCACUCACAAGAACCAUUGGAGGAGUACACAUACCGCAUCGAUAAUCUCGCUGUCGAUCUUCGUGAUGGCGUCCUACUCACACACUUUGUUGAACUUUUGUUGUAUCCUUCCCGAAGCCUGGAUGAUCGAUCAGACCGCACUAUUACUCUUGAACUUCCUGACGGCGCGAUACUUACUAGCUUUUUGGAUACACAUACGACAACCCGAAUCCUGAGCCAGCACCUCAAAUUCCCCUGCAUCAGCAAAGCACAAAAGAUGCACAAUGUUCAGGUUGCAUUGAGCGCAUUGGCUGGAGCUCGUGGCCUUGCCGGCACUGCUAUUGAGACGAUCAAGGCCGAGGAUGUUGUCAACGGCCACAGAGAGAAGACACUGAGCCUCCUCUGGGCAUUAGUCAGUAGAUGGGGACUCGGAUAUCUGGUCAGCUGGGAGGAGCUCAAGAAGGAGACUCUGCACUUCUCAAAAUGCUCGACUCAGCCUGUUGGAAUCAACUACGCUUUGAAUGAAGCUCAGCCAGAUGCAAAUGAGCAAGGACCUUUGCUGAAGGAGUGGGCUGCAAGUGUAUGUCAGCAACACAAGGUCAUCGUCACUAAUCUGACAACCUCGUUCGCCGACGGCCGCGCCCUAGCAGCUAUCAUCUCGACAUAUGCCGAUUAUGUACCGGCGACAAUGAAGAAAUCAUCGAGCAAAAUGUCGACUGCCGACAGACUUCGCAGCCUUGGGUGCAGUGAAGCCUUCAUUGUUCUCUUCGCCUCGCAAGCGACAACAAUCCCCAGUCGCAGCAACACGAUCGCCCUUCUCGCCUUCCUUGCCUCUCGCCUACUACCUCUGGCCCGCACACACAGAGCUGCCUGUACCAUCCAAACCGCCUACCGUCUGCGUCUUGCUCGCCGCGCCAUAUCUUUGCGUAUUCAGAAGAUGAAGGCUGCCACCGAUUGCGCAGCCGUAGCCGCAAACAAGCAAAGAGAAGUCGAAGCAGCAGUGAUUUUGCAAAGAGCUUGGAGAGCAGUCUUGGAUCGUCGUAUCGAGUGUUUGGAAAGAGAUGUUAUGGCUUUCCAGUCUUUGACCAGAGGAUGGGGUGUCAGAAGAGCUACUGCAGGUGUCUUGGGUAAUGGUUCUGGAAGAAGAAUUAUGGGUGGUUGGUGA
This is a messenger RNA of Aureobasidium uvarum, 3078 nucleotides long. The record is from the annotation of a GenBank genome assembly. Lineage: Eukaryota; Fungi; Ascomycota; Dothideomycetes; Dothideales; Saccotheciaceae.